CUCUCUCUCUCAACCAUACCCUCUCUCUCUCAUACACAUCCUCAAGAGGUCUAUCUUUCUCUCAUGAAUUGAAGAAUAUAAUACCCACAAGAGAAGAAAGAAGGUUGAUCUCUCAUACAUAAAAGAACACCCACAAGAGGAAAAAAAAAAAACAAGAUCUCUCUCUGUCAUGGCUCUUCUCACACAACUCCUACACCUACUCUCCUUUCUCUCUCUCAUCAAUCUCUCCUUCCAAACCACCUUCCAAAACCAAUCCCAUUUCUUCACUCUCAUGAAAACCUCCCUCACUGGAAACUCCAUCUCUCAAUGGAACCACACCUCCUCCAUCACCGCCCCAACUCCUUACUGUCACUAUAACGGUGUUACCUGCGACGAUGAUGGCCACGUCACAAAAAUCGACGUCUCCGGUUUCUCCUUAGCUGGCCAUCUCCCGCCACACAUAUGCUCCUAUCUGCCUAAGCUCAUCAUACUCCGGCUGGCCAACACCGGCAUCCGCAUCCACUUACCAUCAACCAUCCUCAAUUGUUCUUUACUAGAAGAGCUUAAUCUCAGCUCUUUAUUCCUUGUUGGGUCCCUUCCAGAUUUCUCACCGUUGAAAUCACUCCGCCUCCUGGAUCUCUCCAACAACCACUUCUCAGGCGAUUUCCCGACAUCUGUGUUCGAUCUCACUAAUCUUGAAGUUCUGAAUUUCAACCAGAUGGGUAGAUUUACUAAGUGGCAGCUUCCCAACUACAUCGAUCGACUGAAAAAGCUCAAACAAAUGAUACUUUCCACAUGCUCCAUUCAAGGCCACAUCCCACCAUCCGUCGGAAACAUGACGUCACUCAUUGAUCUCGAACUGAGUGGGAAUUUCCUCAUCGGACGGAUUCCGGCAGAGAUCGGGCGGCUCAAGAACCUGCAAUUCCUCGAGCUUUACUAUAAUCAGCUGACUGGUGAAAUACCGCCGGAGAUUGGAAACCUGACUCAAUUGAGAGAUGUCGACAUCUCCGUCAAUCGACUGACCGGAAGAAUACCGGAGAACCUGUGUAAACUCCCGAAUCUCCAAUGCUUGCAGCUAUACAACAACAGUCUCAGUGGAGAAAUCCCACCUGCGAUUGGGAAUUCGACGUCUUUGAAUCUGUUAUCUCUCUAUGAGAAUUUUCUUACAGGUAGUGUUCCACCCAAUCUAGGCCAGUUUUCGGAUUUCAUCGGAUUGGAUUUAUCUGAAAAUCGUCUUUCCGGCGGAUUGCCAACAGAGAUUUGCAAUAGAGGGAAGUUGCUCUAUUUUCUUGUGUUGGACAAUCAGUUCUCCGGCCGUUUGCCGGAGAAUUAUGUGAAAUGUGAAUCGCUUCUUCGGUUUCGUGUCAGUAAUAACCGUUUGGACGGUCCGAUCCCAGAAGGACUUUUGGGUCUUCCACAUGUUUCGAUCAUCGAUUUGGGUUUCAACCAUCUUGAUGGUCCACUUCCAAAAUCCAUCGGAAACGCCAAGAACUUGUCGGAGCUUUACAUACAGAGCAAUCGGAUUUUGGGUUCUUUGCCGAUUGAGAUUGCGUGGGCUAGCACUUUGGUGAAAAUGGAUCUGAGUAACAAUUUCUUAUCGGGUCCAAUUCCAUCUGAUAUUGCCAAUUUAAGAAAGCUGAAUUUACUAAUGUUGCAGUGCAAUAGGCUAGUUUCUUCCAUACCCGAAUCGUUUUCGAUGUUGAAAUCUCUCAACGUCCUCAAUCUUUCAAAUAAUCUUCUCACUGGAAAAAUCCCUUCAAGACUCUGUGAAUUGAUGCCCAAUUCUCUGGAUUUCUCGAAUAAUCAGCUCUCGGGUCCGGUCCCACUUCCACUGAUCAAAGAAGGAUUGCUGAACAGCUUUGCGGGUAAUCCAGGACUCUGUCUUCCUGUCUCUUACAACUUGACAGACCCGAUUCUCCCUCUCUGCCGGCAGCCCACCAGCCGGAAGCGGGGAAACAGCAUUUGGGUAGUUGGGAUUUCUUCCUCAGUCGUGAUUCUUGGACUUCUCUUGUAUCUAAGACGCCGGUGUCAGAAAGAAAGAGUAGUUACAGAGCAGGGCAGAAUGUUGUCGGCAUCAUCUGCCUGCUACGACGUUAAAAGCUUCCAUAAGCUGAGCUUCGCCCAUCGGGAGAUCGUCGAGGCCUUGAUUGACAAGAACGUGGUGGGGUAUGGAAGAUCCGGGACCGUUUACAGGAUCGAAUUGAGCGAUGGACGAUCGGUUGCAGUGAAGAAGCUGUGGAAUAGAAAGAAAAAGGACCCGUCAUCUGAUCAGCUGUUUCUUGAUCGGGAAUUGAAGGCGGAAAUUGAGACUGUCGGAAACAUCUGCCACAACAACAUUGUCAAGCUCUACUGCUGCUUCUCGUACUUGGAUUCAAAUCUAUUGGUUUACGAAUACAUGCCGAAUGGUAAUCUGUGGGACGCGCUGCAUCAAGGGAAGGGAUUUCUUGAUUGGCCCACCCGGCAUAUGAUUGCGCUCGGCGUAGCGCAAGGUCUAGCUUACCUGCACCAUGAUCUGUCACCACCGAUCAUACACCGGGAUAUCAAAUCAACCAACAUACUACUGAGUGCAGAUUUUCAGCCCAAGGUUGCAGAUUUUGGAGUUGCAAAGAUCUUGCAAGGAAGAGGUGGAAACGAACCAACAACUACCGUCAUCGCUGGAACCUAUGGAUACUUGGCACCUGAAUAUGCGUGUUCAUCUAAGGCGACAAUCAAAUGCGAUGUAUACAGCUUUGGAGUAGUACUGAUGGAGCUGAUUACUGGGAAAAAACCAAUCGAAGCAGAAUCUGGCGAGAACAUGAACAUCAUCUUAUGGGUCUCGCAAAAGAUCCCAACCAAAGAAGGGGUGUUCAAUGUCUUAGACAAGCGAUUAUCGGGCUCAUUCAGGGACAAGAUGAUCCAAGCAUUGAGAAUUGCCAUCCGUUGCACUUGUUCGGCCCCAGCUCUUCGCCCCACCAUGAAAGAAGUCGUCCAGCUGCUGAUUGAUGCAGAUCCGUGCCAGUUCGACAGUUACAAACUGUCUGACAGGCUCAAGGAUUCAUCAAACACCAUCAAGCCUUAAAACCCAUUAGAGUUAUGAUUAGAAGAGGAUUUGGUAGGGGUUUAGAAGGAAUGUAAGAACAAGAGAUAUGCGAAAACUACUAGCACAAACACAUGUUGGCAUGGCACGUGUGCACAAGAUCCGAGCUGUUCAAAAGUGGGCCUUCAUAAAUCAUGUAUUCUGUCCAAAAAUAAGAGUGGUCCACUCAUCAGGAGUAUAACACAUGCAUAAGAAAAAGACAUAAAAAAUUGACAGACAAUCUAGAAUGUACAAGUGUGGCUCAUCUGAUGAUCCAACCGGUUCAAUUUUU
Magnolia sinica is the source of this 3326-nucleotide messenger RNA. Its product is annotated as receptor protein-tyrosine kinase CEPR1-like. Gene Ontology annotation, biological process: protein phosphorylation. The transcript is spliced from 2 exons. Lineage: Eukaryota; Viridiplantae; Streptophyta; Magnoliopsida; Magnoliales; Magnoliaceae. Gene Ontology annotation, molecular function: ATP binding; protein kinase activity; protein binding. Bases 170 to 3037 code for a protein of 955 amino acids. The record is from RefSeq and is a predicted model, not a curated record.